CCUCAAUGCAAUUUUGCACUGAUAAGGAGCCUUUGUAGGACAGGAAGCUCACGCGGCUGAUCGUACGUGACAGUGUAAACAAACAACAGAGCUCUUGCUCAGCAAGUCGUAGACUUUUGUUCGUCUUUGAGAUUCCCAAGAGGCAUCUGUGGAGAUAUAAGUUAUCCUUGAGAGGCUACAGAGCCAUGAUUUUACAGCACAUGAUUUUCUGCCUUCUCCUGAUACACAGAGGGCAGCCUCUCAUUGUCGUUCCAUUGCGAGCAGUCAUGGCCACAGUUGGGGAAGAGGUUGUUUUGCCGUGCCACAUUAAACCAGAAAUGGAUGCUAAUGGGAUGAGGCUGGAGUGGGCAAGACCUGACCUAACACCCGGGUUUGUUUAUGAGUGGGCAGACCAAAAGGAACACGUGGAAAACAAACAGCCGUCGUACAGAGGAAGGACAUCAGUGGUUAAGGAAAAACUGGAACAUGGAGACAUUUCACUGAAAAUCUCAAAUGUGACCAUCUCUGACGAGGGAAUAUACAGAUGCCUUGUUCCACAAGUGGGUCAAGAGGCCUUCAUUAAACUCAUUGUUGGUGCUGUCUCCUUUCCUACAGUCACUGUAAUAAGCAAAACCAGCAGCAGGGUGGUGUUACAGUGUGAGUCUGCAGGCUGGUAUCCAGAGCCUGAGCUGCUGUGGUUGGACGGUGAGGGAAACCUCCUCUCUGCUGGACCUACAGAGACCCUCAGAGGUCCUGAUGACCUCUAUACUGUCAGCAGCAGAGUGACUGUGGAGAAGAGACACAGCAACAACAUCACCUGCAGAGUCCAACAGAGGAACACCAACCAGAGCAGAGAGACACACAUACAUGUUCCAGUCCCAUCCUGGUAUUUGAAGUUGGUCUUGGUUCCGGGCUUACUUGCUGUGUUUCUGAGUGUUCUAUUGAGCAUUCACAGAUGGCGAGUAAGGAUUCCUGAACAUGCUGAAAAAGAGGUGAUGCUGAAGAAUCCAGAUGUGUAAACACCACAAGGAACAGCUUUGAUAGAAAACCACACAACUCCAGAGGGGCAAGAACUUCAGAUCAAGUAAGAUCAGGAAGUGGAGGAAGCAGGGGAGCAGCUGAAGAAGCUACACAUUUCAUUGACAGGAAAACAAGCUUUGAGAAAGAGUUUAUGUGAAUACAAUGACUGGCAUUGUCAAUAUUCCUGAACAAAGCACCUGUGCUUAAACAGUCUUCAGCAUGGCUUUAGUCUCUCUGUAUGUAUUUCUAAAUGGCAAUAACUCAACUCAGUUCAUCUGUGCAAAUUGGUUGUUACAUUUCUUACUGUGUUAGAUGAGCUGUAGCAUCUGAAGUUUCAUGUGAUGAGGUCAUGUAAUCACUUUUAUUGCAUUAUAGAGAGUGGAUAUCAUCAGUAUUUUGAUCUGAGACACGCAGUUCUGACCAUGAGCACAAAAUGUCCCCUUACCAUCCAAGUCUCCUUUUUAUGAGGGAAACCAGUCAGUCAGACAAAAGUUGGCUUAUAGGGAGAGGAGCCACGAAAAGACAGAAGAUUAACUGAAAUGUCAAACUGAGGCUUAAAAUCAAAGAAAAAUAACGAUUAUUUUGAACUGUGAACCAUCCGAAGCUGCUUUGAAGUCCAAGAAAACAACAUAUUGUCUUGGAAACAAGCAGAAUAUGCUCCAUUUCCCAUUUCAGUGCAUUAUUGUAACUUUGUAACUACUUUUCUGGUUGUAGACGCACCAUUUCAGAAAAAAAGCUUCUUUGGGUCUGACCCAAAGUCACAGACUGACAAUCCUAGUAUAGUUAAUUUUGGUUAAAAAUGGUCAAUCAGGAGCUUUGAGUCUCAGGAUUGGACCAUCUCCACGGCCAUAUUACAGGAAGUAAAAUUAAAAUCACUUUAGAAACCUCAAAAGACCCAAACUGUUUUAACUUCCUCUAGGCAACCAAAGAAGGGCUUCUUACCUCUAACCUAGUUGAUGACUGUCACUUUCAUCAGCUGUUAAAUUUGCACUGAGUCUAAUAAUCUGUGAUAGCUACAAUGCUAAAUCAGAAGCAGCACUUUUCUGUGAGGCACCAUUCAUAAAGGUCUUGUAUUGGAAAGAGUUUUUAUAAUGAAUUUAAGUGCCAUGCAUGGCAGAGUUGAUCUGAUUAAUAAGAGCUAAACAACAUAGUAUUAAGGUCUAAAUAGGCUAUAUUUAUAUGCAGUCCAAAUCAAGAACACUUUAUUUGAAAAUGAGGCAGCACAUCUGUACAAUAUAUAAUCUGUAGAUAAAUAAUAAGUUAACAGUUUUAUUUAUUUUGGUUCUCUUUGCAUUGACCUAUUCUUAAUUGUUGUGAUAGUGGGCCUUGUUUAACUGUAUGUACCUCUGUCUCUCUCCUUUAAUAUCAAAUUAAUGUAUUUCUAUUGAAAAAGAAUACUUUUUAAUACAAUCUUUGUAAAUAAUA
This is a messenger RNA of Pelmatolapia mariae (spotted tilapia), 2424 nucleotides long. Its product is annotated as butyrophilin subfamily 2 member A2-like. The transcript has 7 exons. Gene Ontology annotation, biological process: T cell receptor signaling pathway; regulation of cytokine production. Gene Ontology annotation, molecular function: signaling receptor binding. Gene Ontology annotation, cellular component: external side of plasma membrane. NCBI's taxonomy places the organism in Eukaryota, Metazoa, Chordata, Actinopteri, Cichliformes, Cichlidae. The record is from RefSeq and is a predicted model, not a curated record. Bases 186 to 998 code for a protein of 270 amino acids.